Messenger RNA from Cydia amplana, 1922 nucleotides. It is a transcript of the gene Dyrk3, whose product is annotated as dual specificity tyrosine-phosphorylation-regulated kinase 2. Gene Ontology annotation, molecular function: ATP binding; protein serine/threonine kinase activity; protein serine/threonine/tyrosine kinase activity. The transcript has 5 exons. NCBI's taxonomy places the organism in Eukaryota, Metazoa, Arthropoda, Insecta, Lepidoptera, Tortricidae. Gene Ontology annotation, biological process: peptidyl-threonine phosphorylation; peptidyl-serine phosphorylation. The coding region runs from base 528 to 1922 and encodes 464 amino acids. Gene Ontology annotation, cellular component: nucleus; cytoplasm; cytoskeleton. The record is from RefSeq and is a predicted model, not a curated record.
UACAAUAUUCCAUAGUUCACUGAAAAAAAAAAACAUUGGGUCUCGAAUAAUACUAUAAACUCCACUGAUUGAGUUCGCAGCGCCAUCUAGCACAACAUUGAGAAAGCGCAAAGCUUUCCGUCUCACUCGCUCUCAUGAGCUCCGUGCGGCCGAACGGUUCAAUGACUCUACCGACCAGUUUCUAUUUUCUCUCUGGUUCUGUCGUCGGGUCGGCCUGCAAGCCGCAAGGGGUCUUUGUUUGCGUUUCACGUUCGUGUCGCACGGUAUAGUCAGCGGCCGCGGCUCCAUCGUAUCGUAUCCGAGACGGAAUGUGCCCUCAUAAGUGGAAGUGCGGGUCUCGCUCCUCUCGGUGUAUGUGAGAUGUGGUACAGAGUGCCGGAGUGGCGCCGUCGUCGAGUGCAAGCUGUGGCGGUGCAAGUGCAGUGAAGUGCAGUGUGCGUGGUGCGUGCGCGUGCAGCGAGCGGCUCGGCCCGGCCACGGCGAGCGAGCGCGGAGGCGGAGGCGGCGGUGGCGGGACCCGCGCGGCCAUGACCGGUGACAUGCCUCUGGGGAGCGCGCACGCGUUCGGGCGGGCGCUGCUGCGCGACGGGGCGCUGCCGCCGCUGGAGCCCGGGCCGCCGGCGCCGCCCGCUGCCGCCGCGCAGCCGCCCGACAAGCGGCCGCCGGCGGCAGCAGCCAGCCCCGAACAGGUCAUGAAACUCUACAUGAACAAACUGACCCCUUACGAACACCGCGAGAUAUUCGAUUACCCCCAAGUGUACUUCAUAGGCGCCAAUGCGAAGAAGCGCCCGGGACUGGUAGGCUUCCCGAACAAUUGUGAAUACGACAACGAACAGGGCUCUUACAUACACAUCCCGCACGAUCACAUCGCGUACCGGUACGAGGUGUUGAAGGUGAUCGGGAAGGGCAGCUUCGGCCAGGUGAUGAAGGCGUACGAUCACAAGAAGAGAGAGAACUGCGCGCUGAAGAUGGUGCGCAACGAGAAACGCUUCCACAGACAGGCUCAGGAGGAGAUUCGCAUACUGGAGCACCUCAGAGAACAAGAUAAAGACAACACAAUGAACGUUAUCCAUAUGUUCGACUCCUUCACCUUCCGCAACCACACUUGCAUCACAUUCGAGCUGCUCUCGAUAAACUUAUACGAGUUGAUACGAAAAAACAAGUUCCAAGGUUUCUCCUUGCAGCUUGUCCGCAAGUUUUCGCACAGUCUCCUGCAGUGUCUUCAUGCUCUAAACAAGAACAGGAUCAUACACUGCGACAUGAAGCCCGAGAACGUUCUGCUGAAGCAACAGGGACGCUCCGGAAUCAAGGUCAUAGACUUCGGAAGUUCGUGCUACGAGCACCAGCGUGUGUACACGUACAUCCAGUCGAGGUUCUACCGGGCGCCCGAGGUGAUGAUGGGCGCGAGGUACGGCAUGCCCAUCGACAUGUGGUCGCUGGGCUGCAUACUGGCGGAGCUGCUUACAGGGUUCCCUCUGCUCCCCGGCGAGGAUGAGGCGGACCAGAUGGCCUGCAUCAUCGAGCUGCUGGGCAUGCCGCCGCAGAAGCUCACUGAGCAGGGCAAGAGGUCCAAGAACUUCAUCAGCAGCAAGGGACUGCCGCGGUAUUGCACCGCCAACACAAUGUCGGACGGUUCCACGGUGCUCGUCGGAGGUAUGUCCAGAAGAGGCAAGCCCCGAGGCCUACCCGGCUCCAAAACGUUCGUCACAGCCCUCAAGGGAUGUCAAGACAAAUUCUUUAUUGAUUUCAUUAGGAGAUGCCUAGAAUGGGACCCGGACAAGCGGCUGACGCCGGCGGCGGCGCUGCGGCACGCGUGGCUGCGGCGGCGGCUGCCGCGGCCGCCGCACGAGGACGACGCCAACCACGUUAGUAUCGCGCACCACCCCCACGCGCACGCCACAGCCAAACGGCUGGACAAAUAG